AUGGAUAGUGAUUUUGGUGACAAUGUCCCUUCCAUGGCGAAUGUAUUUUCUGUAGACGACACCAUUCAGAUUGACAAAGAGCAACUGGAAACUUUCAUUCCAAGCAACGGAGAUGAGUUAUUAGCAAUGAUACAAGCAGAGAGAUGGUUUUUUAUAUUAAAAUUAAGCCUCAGUUUUAUGCCAAAUGUCACUUUCUCAGAACCAAUAAAACAUGUCCAGAUAUUAAAUGAUGCUAAAGAAGACACAACUAGCAAUUAUCCGGAUAAUAUUCUGCCUUCUAAAGAUUUUCACAAUUUUCAAAUUAAUCACUUUAAAUCAAUUUGUGACAAAUUUUCACAAACCCGACAAAUCAAAAAUUACAUAGAAAAUACAAUUUUUCAAAUUCCAUGUACCAAAAAAGAUUGGAACGAAUAUUUUCUUUCUCAACUAAACCAAAAUAUUUCCAAAUCCGAGCCAAAACUAUCAACGAUAUGCCAACUAAAACCAAAAGACAUAUUUCGAGCACUUUGUGGACUUUAUGAGUGGAUGAAAGUACAGUUAUUUACUGAUUCAGCGGGGGAGUGGCUGUAUUCUCUUCUAGUAGCAUUAGUGCCGCCAUUACACCCGGACAUGCAUUCUUUAUUAAGGGAUAUUAAUCGUAUUUUUAUUGCAGAAAGACGUUCUUUUAUAAAUGAAAGUUUUUCUCAUAAAAUACUCGAUCGGAUCAAUAUUUUUAUAAUUAUAAUUUCUGACUAUUUUGGGCAGUCUGAUAUGCUUUUGAUGUGA
This is a messenger RNA of Octopus sinensis (East Asian common octopus), 765 nucleotides long. RefSeq lists its product as uncharacterized. Gene Ontology annotation, cellular component: SMN complex; nucleus. The coding region runs from base 1 to 765 and encodes 254 amino acids. The transcript has a single exon. The record is from RefSeq and is a predicted model, not a curated record. Lineage: Eukaryota; Metazoa; Mollusca; Cephalopoda; Octopoda; Octopodidae. Gene Ontology annotation, biological process: spliceosomal snRNP assembly.